UAUAAUUGAAUUUGUUAUUUAUUUUCACGUGUUGUGCCAACACGUUUUAUUAUUUAUAAUAAUUCAGUGUUGAGUGUUUACUACUGUUUUUAAUAUGUAAAUCACUGAUGACGAUUAGUGAGCUUUGAGCGAUAGUGUAGUGAAAAUGGUGAUACAAGUCAAGUUUUCAGUUUUAACGUUUAAUAAGGCUGAUGAUGGGUUAGAGCUACAGUAUCUUAGAAAUUAGAAUCACCUUACUCUUUACUUUUAUUACUAACAGGAUUACUGGGUAAAAAAUUGGAGAGGAAAUAGUAGAGGAUUGUAGAGGAGUUUCGCAGGAAGGGGAGGCGUGACGAUCGGUUGUUGGCGUUGUUGGGUUGUCGGCUGGAAAAACAGUAGUAAAUACGGUGAAGAUUGAGAUGGCAGUGUGGUGAAAGGGAGACCGGGUUGAGUAGAUCCGUAGAAAUGUCAUCAUUCAUAAAAUAAUUCAUAAAACAUUGCCAUGGCUAAUCGUGGGACGGUGGCCCAAAGGCCAAACGGUACUCAAGGAAAAAUUUGUCAGUUUAAAUUGGUCUUACUUGGUGAAUCGGCUGUUGGAAAAUCAAGUUUGGUAUUGAGGUUUGUUAAAGGGCAAUUUCAUGAAUAUCAAGAAAGUACAAUAGGAGCUGCAUUUUUAACACAGACAGUAUGUCUCGAUGAUACAACUGUCAAAUUUGAGAUAUGGGAUACAGCAGGCCAGGAGCGUUACCACAGUCUUGCCCCCAUGUAUUAUCGUGGUGCUCAAGCGGCUAUUGUCGUAUACGACAUACAGAAUCAAGACACAUUCGUACGAGCCACAACUUGGGUAAAAGAACUUCAACGACAGGCGAGUCCCAGUAUAGUGAUAGCAUUGGCAGGCAACAAAGCCGAUUUAGCAAACAAACGUAUGGUCGAUUAUGACGAGGCUCAAGCUUAUGCCGACGAGAAUGGGCUUUUAUUCAUGGAGACAUCAGCGAAAACUGCGAUGAACGUUAAUGAUAUAUUCUUAGCGAUUGCUAAAAAACUCCCAAAAAAUGAACAAACGGGAAACGCAAGUACGAGUGGCCAGGGUCGUCGGCUAGUGGAGUCUGAGGGACAAAAAACUACAGCGAGUAACUGCUGCAAGUGAUUGAACAAAUUCGUAGGUGUCGCUCUCAUUGAUUUCAUAUAGAUUAACAUACACGGGAUAUUUGAUAUCCUAGCAAACAUUCUUGGCCACACUGGAUCCCCAUAUGAAUUUGUACGAGAUAACGAGCAUCGAAGAAAACCGCGAAAAAAAAAUAACGAAAAAUGGAUAACAAAAAAAAGUCAUAACCACUCGAAAUUAAUCUAAUGAGCAGACAGUUGUAGGUGGUAAUGAAAAUCGAGGGGAAACUAUUAUAUAUAGAGACAGCUACUGCGACCGAUUUAUAAUUAAUUAUUAAUUAAAAAUGAAAGAAACAGUAUAAACUCUGAGUGAAGGAAGGUAUAGAGAGGGAGAGAGUUGUUGAGGAGCAAGUGUGUUUAUAUGCAGAAAAAACUCGUCCAAGGAUUCAUAAUGGAAAGAUAAAUAAUUUUCAAUGAAAUUUAAGAAAAUAAAACACCACCCAACAUGAAACCUAGGAGGAAUUAUACUGAAAACAGGAAAAAAAAUAACAAUUGUGUCACAAUGUAUCCGACGAUAUCAACCAUGUUAAGAAACGAAAAAUCUGUUGGAAAAGAGAGAAACUGAAAAAGAAGAAAAAAAACAACAACAGAGCGAAAAGUCCCGUUUGUUAUUCUAGUAGUAAUGGACGGUGUUCGUUAUAAAUAUAUAAAUAUACUAUAUAUUAAACAAAUCAUAUAUCUCAUAUGGUUUAUGUAAGGAAAUAAUAAUAAUAACAAUAAUUUGAUGAUAACUGAUAAAUGAUAAAUGAUGAGCUACGAUUCACGAUCCACUGUGUAUGGUUAAAAAUAGGUAAUGGAUUGAAUCGAAAAGUAAGCAGAAAAAAUAAAACCUAACAUUAAUAAUGAAACAUUUUGGCACGCAAAAAGGACAUAAAACAUUCUUGUAAGAUAGUAGGGGCCAUUCCUGCUGCUAUAAUUAAAAACUAUAUAUUUUCUUCGUCAGAUUGUAACGUGUAAUAAUAAUUAUAACUUUAAAGUAUGUUGUAUAUUAAUUCUAUUGAUCAAUCAUGGUAAAUUAUAAAUAAUUAUACAGAAAAAUGGAAAAUAUGAAAGAUGAAGCCUGAAGAUCGUUGA
This is a messenger RNA of Diachasma alloeum, 2217 nucleotides long. RefSeq names its product ras-related protein Rab-5B (gene Rab5). The coding region runs from base 482 to 1126 and encodes 214 amino acids. NCBI's taxonomy places the organism in Eukaryota, Metazoa, Arthropoda, Insecta, Hymenoptera, Braconidae. Gene Ontology annotation, molecular function: GTPase activity; GTP binding. The record is from RefSeq and is a predicted model, not a curated record. The transcript has 6 exons.